AUGCCCCCUCAUCCAGCCCCUGUGGGGCCCAGCGCCCGGCCUCUCAUCCAGCCCCUGUUGGGCCCAGCACCCAGGCCUCUCAUCCAGCCUCUGUUGGGCCCAGCGCCGGGGCUUCUAAUCCAGCCCCUGUGGGGCCCAGUGCCCGGCCCCAUCAUCCAGCCCCUGUGGGGCCCAGGACCCGGCCCCCUCAUCCAGCCCCUAUGGGGCCCAGCGCCCGGCCCCCUCAUCCAGACCCUGUGGGGCCCAGCGCCCAAGCCUCUCAUUCAGCCCCUAUGGGGCCCAGCGCUCAGGCCCCCUCAUCCAGCCCCUGUGGGGCCCAGCGCCUGGCCCCUCCUUCAGCCCCUGUGGGGCCCAGCGCCCGGCCCCCUCAUGCAGCCCCUAUGGGGCCCAGCGCUCAGGCCCCCUUAUCCAGCCCCUGUGGGGCCCAGCGCCUGGCCCCUCCUUCAGCCCCUGUGGGGCCCAGCGCCCGGCCCCCUCAUGCAGCCCCUGUGGGUCCCAGCACUCAGGCCCCUCAUCCAGCCCCUGUGGGGCCCAGCGUCCGGCCCCCUCAUACAGCCCCUAUGGGGCCCACCGCCCAGGUAUCUCAUCCAGCCCCUGUGGCACCCAGCGCCCAGGCUCAUCCAGCCCCUGUGGGCCCAGUCCCCGGCCCUCUCAUCCAGCCCCUAUGGGGCCCAGUGCCCAGGCGCCUCAUCCAGCCACUGUGGGGUCCAGCGCCCGGUCCCCUCAUCCAGCCCCUAUGGGGCCCAGCGCCCGGCCCCCUCAUCCAGACCCUGUGGGGCCCAGCGCCCAGGCCUCUCAUUCAGCCCCUAUUGGGCCCAGCGCUCAGGCCCCCUCAUCCAGCCCCUGUGGGGCCCAGCGCCCGGCCCCCUCAUCCAGCCCCUGUGGGGCCCAGCGCCCGGCCCCCUCAUCCAGCCCCUGUGGGGCCCAGCGCCCGGCCCCUCCUUCAGCCCCUGUGGGGCCCAGCGACCGCCCCCCCUGAUCUAG
Petromyzon marinus (sea lamprey) is the source of this 984-nucleotide messenger RNA. Lineage: Eukaryota; Metazoa; Chordata; Hyperoartia; Petromyzontiformes; Petromyzontidae. The record is from RefSeq and is a predicted model, not a curated record.